AUGUUUAUGAAUCUUCCCGUGAUCACACCUCGUGCUCGAGCUGUCAAAAGAGGACAGGUGGGCUGCGAAGGCCUCGUGAUCACACCUCGUGCUCGCCGGUCGCGUUCGCCAGCUGCAUCUGUGCUGGCAGCGGUGGUUACCAGUGGACCUACCGGUGACACGGGCAGGGCGGGUGUCCGGAGCCUUCACCCGUCCCCACAUGUGAGGGUGUUUCAUGCCUCUGCGCCGGCAGCAGUGGUUACAGGCGGUGCAACUGGUGGUGACACAGGCAGGGCGGGUGUGAGGGCGCUGCAGCCUUCUUCCCCGCAUGUGAGGGUGUUUCAUGCCUCGGCGCCGGCAGCAGUGGUGACAGGCACGACUGGUGACACGGGCAAGGCGGGUGUGAGGGGGCUGCAGCCCGCCCUUGAGGGCUCAAGCGAGCAUGCGGGGGAGGCGGGGCGGUCGAAGCUGGUGGAGGCGUUUCAGAUUCAAGCAGCAUCAGACCCCAUGCGUGGCUUCAUGGUGGCACUGCGGAAGUCCGAGCUCGGUUUUGAGACCGGCCUUGCGCUGAGGGACCUGCGAGUGGUCAUUUCCGCCCUGCAGAACCAGAUCCCCACCAUUCUCAUCCGCCCGCGGGCCAUAGUGGUGAGUCUGGCGCACGUGAGAGCAGUCAUCACAGCCAACCGCGCCUACGUCCUCAACACCUCCUCGCCCCGCGUGCGGCAACGACUCAUCCCCACCCUCCUGCGCCGCCUCUCUGCUUCGCGCUCGGCCGCUGCUGCUGGUGGUGGUGCUGGUUCUGGUGGUGGGGGUGCUGGGUGUGAUGUUUGCUCUCCCCCAUCGCCCUCCUCCCCAGCUUCGUUUUCGGGGUCGGAUACGUUUUUCUCGGGUGCUGUGACGGUGUUUUCUGACUGCGGGGGUGAACAUCAGGGGAGUGAGGUGCGUGGAUUGGAGGAGGGAAGGGAUAAGAGGGGGGUGGAGCAAAGGGAGCUGGAACGGGAGGAACAGCUGCAGGAGAAGCAGCAGCGACAGGAAGGGCAGCAGAAGGUACUGGGGCAGGAAUAUGGAGAGGGGCAGGGGCAGGGGCAGGGGGAGGGGCAGGGGCAGGGGCGAGAGCAGUGGGGUUCUGAUGUGUGGGGUGGUGAGGAAAGCAGGUGUAGGGAGAGUGGGAGGGAGGUGACGGGAGUGUGUGGGAGAGGAGAGGAUGAUUAUGAAGCGAGGGGGCAUGGAGAGAGAAGGGAGGGAAUUUUCUUAGAAGAGGAGAGGGAGGAGAGGAGAGGGGGUGAUAAAAGGGAUGAUGGGACGGAUGGUGGGAGGACUGAUGAGCGAGAAGAGGAGUGGUGUCAGGGGUGGCAGGAGGAGGUAUCUGAGAGGAGGAGAGAGGAGUGGAGGGCGAGGAGGCAGAGAGAGGAGGAGAGGAGGAGGAACAAGCGAUGGCUGGAGGAUUUGGAGAAAGAAAGCAAGGGAAGGUUCAGUGAAGCUUCGAAUGGAGAGGAGGAGGAGGGGGAGGGGGGGCGGGAGCACGGGGAUGGGCAUUUGAUUGGGAGUGACGGGCAGUGGGAGCGAUACGGGGAGGUGCUUCUGCUGGAGUUGACUCAGAAAGACGGUGUUCUGUUAAAGCCUGGUCAGGCAGGGCAGUUGGGUCAGCCGGGCCAGUUAGGUCAGUCGGAGCAGUCCAGUCUAAUGUCACAAGGGGAGGUGCUUGUAAGGGAGGGUGAGGCGAAGACAAGGCAAAGGGGAGGGGAAAAAGGGGAGGAGGGGAGCAGAGUGGAUGGAGGAAGUGGGGGGUGGGUAAGAAGGGAAACGAGGGACCAGGAGAAGGCUAAGGGAGGGGAAGAGAGGAGGUGGGUGGAGCAUCUGGAAGGGAGGGGAAGGACGGGAGGAGUAGAGGGUGUGAGGGGUGGAGUGGUGGGUGGGAGUGGUGGAGAGGCGAGUGGAAGGGGUGCUGGAGAGGGUAAGAUAGACAUGAGGGAUGCUAGUACCACUACCACCACCAACGACAACACCACGAACAAUAACAGCACGAAACACCCUCCCCAGUCCACAGCAGCCCUGACCAUACCCAGGGUCGCACCCACCCCGUUUGAAUUCCAAGUCCUAGAGGCCCUUCUAGACGAGGUCGGGGUGACUCUGAAGGUCAAGUACGCGUCCAUAUUCCCGGGCGUGUACCAGGGCUUGAGGGCGUUCGCCGGGGGGCGAGUGCCGUAUGAGCGGGCCAUGGCGGAGCAGGAGGCGUUUCUGAGAGCCAAGAACGAGCUGCUGCGGCUGGAGCGGAGCGCCAAUCAGAUCUGCAACGCCGUCCGGGAAGUGCUGUCGAAUGAUGAGGACAUGGCAGAGAUGUACCUGUCAAGGAAAGGUGCGCUCCCCCCUGGCACCACCAAUAGUGUGGAGCACAGCGAGGUGGAGGAGCUGUUAGAGGACCACCUAAGGCGCAUGGAGGAGGUGGUGGGGGAGGCGGAACAGCUUCUGUCCAUGUCCGAUGCCACAUCAGAGUACCUCAGAACAGCCCUGGACAGUGCGCGCAAUCAGCUGAUCGAGCUCGACGUGCUUGUCAACAUGGCGACAUGCUCGCUCGCCGUGGGUGGCUCCAUUGCUGCUGUCUUCGGCAUGAAUCUGGUAUCAUCCUUCGAAGAUACCUCAUUAGCGUUCCCCAUCGCAGCAGGCAGUGUCAAGCCUUCGUCAGCAGCGGGGAAAUGCAGCAGCGUAAGCAGGCAGCGGCGACGGGUGGGAGGGAGAGGUGUGGUUGCAGCCAGACCUCCUACGGAGGAGGUUGAGGUGCGGACUGAGCCGUUGACCAAGGAAGACCUGGUCAACUAUCUGCGAUCCGGCUGCAAGCCCAAGGACAAGUGGAGGAUCGGCACGGAGCACGAGAAGUUCGGGUUCGAUCAGAAGACGCUCCAGCCAAUGACGUACGAGCAGAUCGCGACGCUGUUGGAGCACAUUGCGGAUCGGUUCUCGUGGGACAAGAUCAUGGAGGGCGACAGGAUCAUUGGCCUGCGAUCGAACGGGCAGAGCGUGACGUUGGAGCCCGGAGGUCAGUUCGAGCUGAGUGGCGCGCCCCUGGAGACAGUGCACCAGACGUGCGCCGAGGUCAACGGUCACCUCUAUCAGGUGAAAUCCAUCUGCGAGGAGGAGCACGUGGGGUUCCUGGGCCUGGGUUUUAACCCGAAGCACACCCUGGAGGAGAUCCCCAUCAUGCCCAAGGGCCGCUACACCAUAAUGCGCAACUACAUGCCCAAGGUGGGCACGUUGGGGCUGGAGAUGAUGUUCCGCACGUGCACGGUGCAGGUCAACCUCGACUUUGACUCCGAGCAGGACAUGGUCGACAAGUUCCGUGUGGGCCUCGCGCUACAGCCGGUGGCCACGGCCUUGUUCGCCAACUCGCCAUUCCUGGAGGGCAAGCCCAAUGGGUAUCUCAGCUACCGCAGUCGAGUGUGGGAGGACACUGACAAAGACCGCACAGGGGACCUCCCGUUUGUUUUCGAGGACGGCUUUAGCUUUGAACGCUAUAUGGAGUAUGCCCUGGAUGUACCCAUGUACUUUGCAUACCGUGACCAGCGCUACAUCGAUGCCACAGGGCUCUCCUUCCGGGACUUCUUGAACGGCAAGCUCCCAGUGCUGCCAGGUGCCUACCCCACUCUCAACGACUGGGAGAACCAUCUCACCACCAUCUUCCCUGAGGUGCGGCUGAAGCGGUAUCUUGAGAUGAGGGGCGCGGAUGGCGGGUCGUGGAGGAGAAUAUGCGCCCUGCCUGCCUUUUGGGUGGGGUUGCUGUACGACCGACAGGCGCUGGACGAGUGUAAGGCAAUCAUCUCUGAUUGGACAGAGCUCGAGCGCUCUGCUCUCCGCACACAUGUGCCCCGCAUGGCCCUCAAGACACCCUUCAGGGAGGGGCUGCUGCAGCACCUGGCACAGGAUCUUGUCAGAAUCAGCAGGGACGGAUUGCAAAGACGAGGGUACAGGGAAGGCAACUUCCUCAAGGAGCUGGAGAACAUCGCUGCUACGGGUGUGACUCCUGCCGAGCGCAUGUUGGAGGCAUACCAUGGCAGGUGGGGGGAGAGCGUGGAUCCCAUCUACAAGGAGCUCAUUUACUAG
This is a messenger RNA of Closterium sp. Naga37s-1, 4074 nucleotides long. The record is from the annotation of a GenBank genome assembly. NCBI's taxonomy places the organism in Eukaryota, Viridiplantae, Streptophyta, Zygnematophyceae, Desmidiales, Closteriaceae.